AUGCAUCAAAGUCUAAGUACUCCCAAGGCAAGGCGGAACCACGUCCAUUCUGCUGUACACCGAUUAGAGCAUUCUCCAACUCUAGCACAUAGUAUGGCACGCGUUGCACGCAUUCCCGUUCCUGCAGUGACCCUGCCUGUUUCCACGAUACCUCCAAUUGCUGCAUAUGCAGGCCUCCGUACAAUGCAUCCUGGCACGGCAAAUGAUCGUCGUGUCGAAAGUUAUCAACGACACCAGCGUCCAUCCUCUCGGGCUGCACGAGCCUCUGGGGAACUCAAUGCUGCGACUGUACGCUGUGGCACAUCUACCACUGUGACUCAGCGCUUUCGUGCUGCUGCGACCACUCAAAGCACCAGUGCAGGAGCUCCUCGUAGCACCGGGCAGGAUGAAAUGCAUACGAGCUUUAUGGUGGGGUUUCUGCCAUUUGUGCCCCGCGGAUCUGUUUACUCUGCUCCGGAUGAAGCAUCUCCCGAAUACAAGUGGGAUGGAGAUCAAGUUGCCGCUGUUCAGCGCACUCUUGGUCAAGCUAAUUUGCUCUUCCAAAUUGACUUUAGAGUGGUCGAUGGUCCUGUCUGGGAUGCCUUUGACCAGCAGAUAAUUGAGCAUUGUGAGCUGUUUGAGAUUACGCUUGCCCAGCGUUCUUCCGGAACUCCUCGUGCUCCUUCAACACUCGCAUGA
Molecule: messenger RNA, 678 nt
Organism: Sparassis crispa
Lineage: Eukaryota; Fungi; Basidiomycota; Agaricomycetes; Polyporales; Sparassidaceae
Exons: 3
Coding region: 1-678 (225 amino acids)
Source: RefSeq, a predicted model, not a curated record